UGUAGAUGUCCCGUUCCGUCCCGUCCCGUCUGCAGCAGUCUGCCUCAGCACCUUGCCUGCCCGACAUGCCCUUGGAUAUUACCGGCCCUUCUCUUGCUAUAAACUACUGUAGAACUAUAGAAACCACUAAACACUAACAGGACAUCGGAGUAGGACGGAGUGUACCUGGAAUCUUGACACUUUUACACUGCGACAGAUCUAAAGGAUUUUUAGUCGUAUACUUUUUUGUUGUUGUACCGACUUUUCCCAAAUCGACGUGUAUGGAUGUAUCAUGGCUACGUUUGCAUGCAGGGUGCAGUUCUUAGAUGAUACUGAUCCAUUUAAUAGCACAAAUUUUCCGGAGCCGACCAGACCCCCACAUUUCACAUUCAGAGAGGAUAUUCCGCUCAUCAAUCAGAUCGCUGGAGUCCACAGACUUCUGAAAGCACCACACAAGCUCGAUGACUGUGCUUUACAGUUAUCUCACAAUGGCAGUUAUCUGGACCUAGAAUCCACCUUGGCCGAGCAGAGAGAUGAACUGGAAGGCUUUCAGGAGGAUGGAGGGAGAGGAAAGAAGCACAGUAUUGUCCUGAGAACACAGCUGUCUGUCCGAGUCCAUGCCUGCAUAGAAAAGCUCUACAUCUCAACCGGACGUGAGCUGCGAAGAGCUCUGUUCUCUCUCAAGCAAAUAUUUCAGGAUGAUAAAGAUCUGGUGCAUGAGUUUGUGAUGGCUGAGGGACUCACGUGUCUGAUUAAAGUGGGAGCUGAGGCCGACCAAAACUACCAGAACUACAUCCUCAGAGCUCUUGGACAAAUCAUGCUGUAUGUGGAUGGAAUGAAUGGGCUUAUCAAACACAAUGAAACUGUACAGUGGCUUUACACGCUGGUUGGAUCAAAGUUUCGGUUGGUUGUUAAAACUGCUCUGAAGCUGCUGCUGGUUUUUGUGGAAUACACCGAGACCAACGCACCCCUCCUCAUCCAGGCUGUCAACACCGUUGACACGAAGCAAGGCUGUAAGCCCUGGUCCAAUCCCAUGGAAAUCCUGGAUGAGAAAGAUGGAAUGGACACUGAGCUAUUGGUUUAUGCCAUGACCCUUAUCAACAAGACAUUAGCUGGUCUGCCAGACCAGGACUCUUUCUAUGAUGUGGUGGACAGUCUGGAGGAGCAGGGCAUGGAGGCCGUGGCCAAGAGGCACGUCAACAGGAAGGGCACAGACUUGGAUCUAGUGGAGCAAUUCAACAUCUAUGAGUCAAUCCUUCGUCAUGAAGAUGGCGAUGAUGAGGCUCAGCCUUCUCCAUCUGGACAUAAAAGUCGGCGUCGAGCCAGCGUGGGGGCCACACCUGAGAGGCGGGGUUUGGAACGACGACGGAGCCGAAGACACUCGCUCCAAAAUGGGAAAGGCCACACUUCUGCUCCAACUUCCCCCUGCCACAGCCACACACCCAACAUGCUGCCCUUUAAUGGCCAGAGAAUUGACGAUAUCAGUGAAAGAGAGGAGGAAGAGGAGGAGAAGGAUGAGGAGCUACAGAAAGCAGAGCUCUCUAGACAGGCAUCCGAAAGCUGGAUGGCAUCAACAGUAGAGGAAGCUUCUAGCUUGUGUUUGCCAUUAAAGUGCAUGGUCAACUUCAUUCCAAAUGCCGUUGAUACAGACAAUAAGGAAAACCUCUGGGACAGGCCUGGGAUUAAGAUUAUCCGCAAGGCCCCAGUGUCUUCCCCUCCUUUUAGCCCUGAUUUUGGCCCCCCGAUAUCACCCAGUCUGUCUUCUUGGGCUUCGGUCAGGUCCUUGGGGUCCCUCCCGACCCAGGGUUCCUCUGUUACCUCCUCAGCCUCCACCUCCCCAAGCGAAGACCCACUGUCCCCUGUCCUCCCUCUGCUCUCUUCCACCCUUCUUCCUGCUUGCCCAGUGGAUUCGGACAAGGUUUCCGGGGGCACUCUGCAGGGUCGAGACCCAGACAAGCACUGCAGUCUGUCAGAUGUUAAGUACUCAAACACAUCAUGCAGUUCUUGUGGCAGCAAUGGCUAUGCAGGAACAUAUCCUGGCAGGUCAUCUGGGGUGUCCAGUGCCCCCUCCACACCCCACAACCGUUUGGGACCGUCUGGGGGUCCAGGACCGGAUAGGCCGACGCUGGGGGGUUUGUUAACCUCUUCCUACAGGCAGCACCAGGACUCUCUGAAUGCAGAACGUGAGCGGAGGCGCCUGGAGAGAGAGGAAAGACUUCAGCGGAUUGAAAGAGAGGAGAGAAGCCGUUUCAAUCGGGAUUAUGUGGACAAGAGAGAAGAGGUCAAACAAGCACGAGAAGAAAGAUAUAAGCAAAUAGAGCGGCUUGCAGCAGAGGAAAAUGAAAGGGGACGUCCGAGGUCGACAACACGGGGGCGAACCGAAAUCACUCUUAGCCUGAGUUCACGAUCCUCCGGCAGCUCAUUGUCUCGUUCUGCUACCCCUUUGACUGUAGAGGCUCAGGAGGAGACACGCUCUGUCAAACAUCCAGCACAAGGAACCGAGUCCAAGACAAGCCAUCCUGUGCAGGCAGCAGUUGUGCAGCCUUCCUGUGAGCCUCUCUCUGCCUCAGCGUCUGCGCCGGUGUCGCCCUCCAAACCAGAGGAGGAACAGAGCCCCGUGGAUCCAUCAGACGUCUCCCUCUCUCUGGUUCAAACAAACUCUGAGACAGAGGAGAAAGCAGAGGAUGCUGAGGUAGAAGUGUUUGAGGAAACGGUGGUGAGUGGAAUGGAAUAUGAAAAGAAAGAAGAACCAGAAGGACACUUUGAGGAAGAAACCAACGGACUGGGUACAGAGGAGUGUGAGAGAGAGCAGAUGUUAGAUAGAGAUGUAUCAAAUGUCGUCCUGAGUGAGAAGGAAAGGCAGAAUGAGGAGCUGAAUGAGAAAGAUAACUGCUCGGCCUCCAGCAUCUCCUCAGCCAGCAGCACUCUGGAGAGAGAAGAACGAGAGGAGAAACACGUCAGUCACAGUGACUCAGGCCAGUGGGCAGACUGUAUGAAUACAGCGGACGUCAACGAUCAGUGCAACAAUGUGCUUAACAGCAAAUGCUACAUGCUGGACAUGCUUUAUUCCCAAAACAAAAAGGGAGAGGAAAAUGAGAAAGAAAAGGAGAAUGAGAAAGGAUGUUCAGAUCAGGACUCCUCUGUGUCGAGCCUUGCUAGUCGCAUUUCCACUCUGGAGGCGCAUCGGCAGGCAUGUGAGGAUAACAUGAAGAAACUGGAAGUGGAGCAUCUCGAUAACCAGGGUAGCGUGAGGGCUGUGGCUGAGAAAUUUGGAGAUUUGGUGAAAGGACUGGCAUUGGCUCAUGAGGUGGAGCAUUCUGGAAAGGAAAAGCAGCAAGCACAGGAAAAGCCUCCACCAGCUCCUUCACCAACACCCCCCAAAAAGGAGUCAGACCACAUAUGGGACCAGCUAAUGGCCAUGCCACGUGAACUUCGAAUCAAAGAGCUGGACUUCACAGACUUGGGAGAGGAGGAUGAUGUGGACAUUUUGGAUGUCAGUAACGUGAUCGAGACGAGUGACCUCACGCCACCUCCUCCUCCUCCUUGCCUUCCACCUCCACCACCUUUAUUUGGAUGCCCCCCACCUCCCCCUAUCUCUGGCAUGAUGAGGCCCCCUCCACCGCCCUUUUUGGCUUCUAUACCUCCCUCACAUCUUGGAUCUCCUCAGCUUAGUCGAGGAGAACCCCCGCUCUUCCAAAAAAAGAAGAAGACAAUUCGGCUGUUUUGGAAUGAAGUUAGACCUAUAGACUGGCAGUACAACAACCACAAGAGAUGCAGGGAGUCACUGUGGUCCAAACUGGAUCCAGUCAAACUGGACACGGCCAAGUUGGAAAACCUCUUUGAGACGAAAUCCAAGGAGCUGCCAGUUACAAAGAAAACGGCAGCAGAUGGGAAGCGUCAGGAGAUCAUCGUCCUGGAUUCCAAGAGAAGUAACGCCAUCAACAUUGGCCUGACGGUCCUGCCACCUCCUCGCACCAUCAAAACAGCCAUCCUCAACUUCGACGAGUACGCCUUGAGCAAAGAGGGCAUAGAGAAAAUCCUGACAAUGAUUCCGACGGAGGAGGAGACGCAGAAGAUUCAGGAGGCCCAGCUGGCGAACCCCGACACUCCGCUGGGCAGUGCAGAGCAGUUCCUCCUCAUUCUGUCCUCCAUCAGUGAGCUGUCCGCCCGCUUGCAACUUUGGGCCUUCAAGAUGGACUAUGAUGGCUUAGAGAAGGAAGUAGCAGAACCACUACAGGACCUAAAGGAGGGAAUGGACCAAUUAGAAAAGAAUAAGACGCUGCACUACAUCCUUUCAACUCUGCUAGCUAUUGGCAACUUUCUCAAUGGGACCAAUGCUAAAGGCUUUGAGCUGAGUUACCUAGAGAAAGUUCCUGAGGUGAAGGACACCGUUCACAAACAGUCUCUACUGCAUCACGUCUGCUCCAUUGUUGUGGAGAAGUUUCCAGACAGCUCAGACCUCUAUUCUGAGAUAGGAGCCAUCACUCGCUCUGCUAAGGUGGACUUUGACCAGCUGCAGGAAAACCUAUGUCAGAUGGAGCGGCGCUGCAAAGCAUCCUGGGACCACCUGAAGGUCAUCGCCAAACAUGAAAUCAAACCAGCCCUUAAGCAGCGCAUGUCUGACUUCCUUAAAGACUGUGCAGAAAGAAUUAUCAUCCUUAAAAUUGUGCAUCGCCGCAUCAUAAACAGGUUUCACUCAUUCCUGCUGUUCCUGGGCCACCCACCGUAUGCGAUAAGAGAGGUGAGCGUUCACCGCUUCAGUAAGAUUCUAAGUGAGUUUGCACUUGAGUACCGCACCACCAGAGAGCGAGUACUGCAGCAAAAACAGAAACGGGCCAAUCACCGCGAGAGGAACAAGACCCGGGGCAAAAUGAUCACCGAGAGUGGGAAGUUUGCAGGCGCUCCUCUGGAGGGUCAGGAGUGUCCGCCACAGGGUUUGGGCUACACGGAGGACGUAGCUGAACAUGAGCAGAUGACUGCAGUACUACGCACCAGCCUGCAGGGCGGCGACAGUCCCUCAUCUGUUCUCCCUGGCCUCCGCACACGGACUCGAGCCACCCGAGGCCAUACCGCACUUUUGUCUGCUGCAAACGAAGACACUUCUAAUUGCACAAAUGAUACAGCAGAUGAGAUCAUGGAGCGGAUUGUGAAAUCAGCAACUCAGGGCCCCAGUCAGCGCACACAGCCCCGCGAGAGGAGACGCUCCAGAGCCAACCGCAAAUCCUUAAGAAGAACACUGAAGAACGGUCUUACGCCAGAGGAGGCACAGGCGCUGGGAUUGGCCAGCAGCUCUGAGAUGCAAGUGUGAGACAGCAUACGCUCAGGGUCUCAGCACAAACACACACACACACGAGCUGGAACAGGUCGCUUUAGCUCCGGUUUGCUUUAUUCUAGAUCUGGAGCAGGUGCAUGUUCCUGGGUUUGUGUUUAACUGUUUUACGAUGGUAAUUGCUGUGGACAGUUCAUAUUCUCACAGGUGAAAGGGAUUAUAAUCACUAACCCAUAUACUUAACCUUGGACGCGUAUUCAGACCUUACUCCAUUUACUAGCUUCACCUGCAUUUGCAUAUUGUCCCAAGGUGGUCUAAGAGAAUAAUGAGAACCACUCCAGGUGCAUUUCCACUGUUCCUGCUCUGUACGUGUAGACUGUUAACAUGAUAUCCCAAACGUCCAUUUUAAUGCAUUUUUGAAAGAGAACAAGCACAGUUUCUGCACAACGUUUGUAGAUGCUCUCUCUCUCUCUCUCUCUCUCUCUCUCACACACACACAGCCUGUAAAAUGCUGAUUGUCCAGUUCUCCAGUAGCUACGUCUCUUACCGCUGUGGCCUUCAGAAUGAACCAAAAAAAAAAAAAAAAAGUUUGAAGAUGACUGGAUGCUUCUCCUAUCUUUUUUUGUUGGUACGGGCUGUUUGGUUGAACUCAGAUGGCACCGGAAUUCAGCAGUCGCACCUUCAGUCUUCAUAUUUCAUGUAAAUCAGCAACCAUUCUCCUUUGGUUUGCUGCUGUGUUAAAGUGUGUUUGUUUGUGUAUUUUAAAAUAGCAGAGCUUUUUGUGUUACAUGUACGGUUACUUUCAAAUUGCUUGAAGUUGAGCAAGUUGGGGGGAAAACAAAACUUACAUUUUCUUAAAUUUCUGCUGAACCCUGAAGUCACCUUGUGUGGACAAACCGGUUUCACUUAGGUAAAGAUUACCAAAUUACUUUGCUCACAAAUGCGAACAAACUAUAAAUUCUCAUUCUCAUUUUCUCUUCCUCAUAUAUUUUCUCCAUGGUAAUACAUUAAUUUCAUAACUUCCAAGAUGAAAAAGUAGACAAUCGUCUAAUUUAAAUGGAAAGACUAGCUAUAUUUGUUUAAAAAAGCAGCAAUGGCAUGUUUUUAUCAAAUUAGUGCCUUGAAGAAAUGUAUUUUAUGAUAAUUUGAUUAUUGGCAUUUAAGGAAAAAAGGGGAAACAAUUUUAAAGGAAUAGUUCAUUCAAUAAUUCAGGACUUCAAUGACAAAAGUAUACAUUAUACGGUGUAUAAUAUACAAUUUUGUCAUUAAAGUCCUGUAUUUUGAAUAUUUUUACAGAACAAAAAUAUCCUAUGGGUUUGGAGAGUGUAAAUUACAGAACGUUAGCAAGAUUAAAGUCGCUUUAUUUUUUUUGGAAAUUUAACAUUUCCCACAGACACACGUCCACUGUCUAUGAUAAUAGAACCAUUUAGCACCUUAUCAUGUGUAGCAUGCAAUUUCGAAAGGAAUUGGAAAAUUAAGUACUAUAGAGACGAUUUUUUUUCUCACCUUUCCCUCAGAUUUUUACUCUGAGCAUUAUGUGGAUAAGAGAUUAGAUACAUGUAAAGUAGAACCGUGAUGUAGAGGCUAAACGUGAGACAGAUGCUGUAAAAUUGUGUAAAUGUCACUUCAAUGUUUUUAUUUUUAUGUUGUUUGUUUUGUUUGUAUUUUGUAUAGAAUAGUGUAUAGGUCAAAAGCAGUGUUAUUCUGUGAAAAUUCUAAUUUAAGAGAAAAUAAGCCAUGCAUGGUUCAAACAGUAAAUGUCAGCAGGCAAUGUCAAUAUAUUGGGGUUAAGUGGAUGGAGCCUGUGACGUCUCGAUACCCUGUGAACGUAGCUUUUGUGUUUCAUGUGUUUACACAGCACAGACUUGAAACAUUGUCAUGCACCCAUCAGCCCUGCUUAAAUGGCCUUUGAUAUUAUUGCACUCGCAUACAGAGUUUCACCCAUUGCUAUACAAGUGCCAUAAAAAGUUGGUUUUGAAUAAAGGAUCGAGAAUGUGAAAAUUUGACUUUUAAAUUCCUAAAGGAAAAAGCAUUUACUGUACUUUGCAAUAAAAAGCUUUUACAGUGUAGAUCUGAAAAAAUCCUGCUUCCUUUAUGUUUCUCUAAUGUAGUACAGUAAGAUUGAGCUUAUAUACAUCACAGAGAGACUCACAACUUCCUUGUAAGGUAGCAAAACAUUUAGCUUAAGUGAAAACAUGACACUUUUCACAUUAAGAAACUAUUUCUCCAUGUAUACAUUAGUGGAAUUCAAAUGGUACAUUUGCAUCAGUUGAAACAUUCAUUUUCUUGCAAAGUGCAUACCAACUGUACACAUUUGAAGUAUAAUCAUCAUUGGAACAUAUCUACUAAGUGAACACUGCACUUUACUCAUACCUUUAAGCAAAAUAUAACUCUACCAGCUCUCUGAUCAGCACACAUGUACAAACAUAGUCUAAUUUUACAAAAUACACUUUGAAAAUGAAGAAAAAUAAAACUGAAAUAUAGCUGCGAGCAGCGAUUACGGGCCCAAGUCGUUGGCCCUUCAUCGCUGCUCGCAGCUAUAUUUUAGUUCUUCGUGGAUUACAUGAAUAGCCAAAAUGCACAGAUCCGUGCGAGGAUUUUUAGUUGAAAACAGUGUCGUGCAAAACAGUCAAGAAUGUCGCAUUUACGAGAAAUAAUCUGUUUUUGUGAGAGAUAGUCGCAAUGAGUUCAACGGGUUUCAAUACAAUUCACUCAUUCAGUCAGUCACACAAACUCUCCAAGAACAGUUGUUAGACAUAUCACCACCUUUAUUUAGGGUCAUGUACAGCAGAUGGUUCUCUUGCAGUGUCACAGGGCUCCUCUAAAAUGAGCUGUGGCCACAUCGAAACUGAUGGAAUCUCAUUACAAUCAUAAUUGUAUGACAAUUUUAGUGCAACAACAGACAUGUAACAUGCCUAAUGCAGUAAAGAUGUUGGUUGUACAAGACCAUACAAAAACAACCUUGUGUGUUUUGUUUGUUUGUUAGAUAUAUCUAUGGCAAAAGUGAGUUUGCAUUUGUCCCCAUAACUUUGUCAGCAAGGACAGAAGAAAGAUGCCAUGGAAAAGCAAAAAAGCAAGAAAACAAAAAUCUCAA
This is a messenger RNA of Pimephales promelas (fathead minnow), 8342 nucleotides long. It is a transcript of the gene fhod3b, whose product is annotated as formin homology 2 domain containing 3b. Gene Ontology annotation, molecular function: actin filament binding. The record is from RefSeq and is a predicted model, not a curated record. Gene Ontology annotation, cellular component: cytoskeleton; cytoplasm. Lineage: Eukaryota; Metazoa; Chordata; Actinopteri; Cypriniformes; Leuciscidae. Gene Ontology annotation, biological process: cardiac myofibril assembly; cortical actin cytoskeleton organization; sarcomere organization.